GUUACUGCUAUCCUAUGUGAACCAGAAGUGAUAGCGACUUCGCAACAAGGUGAUGAUGCACAAAUUGCUGCAGAAAAUGCAUACUUAUUGUCAUUUUUUGUCAACUGCAUCCAAGGAACUGUUUUAUUCUCUACCUAAAUAAUGUUUACUCAAUUCUUAUUUCUUUAUUUGUUUAUAUUUUCUUCAUAUCAAUUCAUACUUAUCAUCUUGAGGUGUCAGCAAGAACUAUUAUGUGGUGGCCAAGGAUGAUGCAUCAAUAGUUGACAUAACAUAGCCUCCAUCUUAUCCAAAAUUAAUUUAUUCGAGCUUAACAGCCUCUGGGGAAAACCUUGAGAAACUUAGGCCAUAUUUUGGAGACUGGAAAAAUCAAGUCUCUGAUUGAUCCUACAGGCCCAUAUCAUUUUACAGAUGUAGUUGAAGCAUUUCUGCCUUUCUGGUAUUUAGAAACCGGAAGAUCCAGAGGUAAGCUUGUUAUAUUCUUUUCUCUCUUCCAUCCACACACGUUCCUUCUCUUGCUUCUUGGAAGAUCAAGAAAAAUCCCAUGUGAUUUCGCAGAAGAUGUCUGUCGAGGUUGUUUACUGAUGCAUGGCCCAGGACAAAUUGCUAAACAUUUUAUGGAGCAAUUGGAUCACCGAAAAAAAGGAUGAGAAGGCCCAUAUAGUUUUCAAAAGUUUACUAAAACGGAUCCACACCAUUCACAAAUAGGGAUGCUAUUUCGUUUGGUUACUGCUAUGUAAACCAGAGUUGAUAGCGAGUUUGCAACAAGGUGAUGAGAUUGCUGCAGAAAAUGCCAAGGGAGGUCACUAUGAUGUUAAACGUAGCGAAUAAGAAUCCAAGAAGAUGAUAUGACCAUUGAUCACUCUGGCUUCUCAAGUGAAGGAGAUUUCUAUCACAAGAAAUGGAAGUUCUCUUAAUCAUCUUCACCUCGAUCGCUGCAAGUCCACUAGUUCUCUUCAUAAGCUUCUUUUUAUAUGUCGUACUCCAGAUCUUCGUUAACAAAGCCAUCAAUGAUCCUCAAUACCCACCUGUAAAAGGCACAGUUUUUCACCAGCUUAUCCACUUCAAGAAACUCUAUGACGACCAAACUGAAGUUGCCAGAAGACACCCUACUUUCCGGCUUCUCGCUCCAGGGCAGAGCGAAAUAUACACAACUGAUCAAAGGAACAUAGAGCAUAUACUGAAGACUAAUUUUGACAAGUAUUCCAAAGGAAAGUAUAAUCAAGAUAUUGUGACAGAUCUAUUUGGUGAUGGGAUUUUCGCGGUUGAUGGGGACAAGUGGAGGCAGCAGAGGAAGCUUGCUAGCUUUGAGUUCUCAACUAGAGUUCUUAGAGAUUUUAGCUGUUGUGUGUUCAGAACAAAUGCUGUCAAACUGGUUAGGGUCGUUUCUAAGUUUUCUGCUGCAGGCCAGAGUUUUGACAUUCAAGAUAUCUUUAUGCGAUGUGCUUUGGAUUCCAUAUUCAAAGUUGGGUUCGGAAUGGAAUUGAAUUGCUUGGAGGGUUCAACUGAAGAGGCAACUGCGUUUAUGAAAGCAUUUGAUGAUUCAAAUGCUCUAGUCUAUUGGCGUUAUGUUGAUCCAUUCUGGAGACUGAAAAGGUUACUUAACAUCGGUUCUGAAGCUUCGCUUAAGAAAAAUGUCAGACUCAUUGAUAAUUUUGUAUAUAAGCUCAUUAGCACGAGAAGGAACCUGCUUGUGAAGCAACUAGAUAAUAAUGCUAAGGAGGACAUACUGUCAAGGUUUUUGGUGGACAGUGAAAAGAAUCCAGACAAAAUGAAUGAUCGAUAUCUGAGGGAUAUAAUUCUGAAUUUUAUGAUCGCUGGCAAAGAUACUAGCGCAAAUACUCUGUCGUGGUUCAUCUACGCACUCUGCAAGAACCCUCUAAUCCAAGAGAAACUGGCACAAGAAGUGAGAGAUGUCACUGGUAGUCAAGAGGAAGCAAUAAGGAUUGACGAUUUCAUAACCAAGACAACUGACUCAACACUUGAGCAAAUGCAUUAUCUGCACUCAGCAUUGACAGAGACUUUACGACUCUACCCUGCAGUUCCUAUGGAUGGAAGGUGCGCGGAGACCGAUGAUGUACUUCCCGAUGGCUUUAGGCUCCGAAAAGGAGAUGGAGUGUAUUACAUGGCCUAUGCAAUGGGGAGGAUGCCACAUAUAUGGGGAGAAGAUGCAGAGGAUUUUCGUCCGGAGAGGUGGCUUGACAGUAACGGAGUUUUCCAGCCCGAAUCGCCUUUCAAAUUUAUAUCAUUUCAUGCUGGUCCUAGAAUCUGUCUAGGCAAGGACUUUGCUUAUCGGCAGAUGAAGAUAUUAUCCAUGGCGCUGCUACGCUUCUUCCGCUUCAAAUUGGCUGAUGAUACAAGAACAGUAACUUACAGAACAAUGCUCACUCUCCACAUUGAUGGAGGCCUCCAUGUAUGUGCGGUUCCAAGGACGAAUUCAGGAAUUUGAAGUAUCUGUACACCCUUAGCAUAUGAAUGUCAUUUCUAAUUCAAAUAAAAAGGAAUCUCUAGCUUGUUGGUUGUUGAGUCA
Tripterygium wilfordii is the source of this 2527-nucleotide messenger RNA. Its product is annotated as cytochrome P450 704C1. The record is from RefSeq and is a predicted model, not a curated record. Gene Ontology annotation, molecular function: oxidoreductase activity, acting on paired donors, with incorporation or reduction of molecular oxygen; monooxygenase activity; heme binding. NCBI's taxonomy places the organism in Eukaryota, Viridiplantae, Streptophyta, Magnoliopsida, Celastrales, Celastraceae. The transcript is spliced from 9 exons. The coding region runs from base 899 to 2446 and encodes 515 amino acids.